AUGACUACAAGUAAACCGGAAGAAGUUAGUACUAUAAUUGAAGAAAUUAAUGAAGAGAAGGAGAAUGAAGAGGAGAUGGAAGAAAUUAAUGAAAAACUGGAGGAAAAGGAGGAGUGGAAGAAGGAAAUUAACGAAUAUAAAGGAAAGGAGGAAAAUGAGAGUAAAAAUGAAAAGCAAGAUAUCUCGAAGGAUGAAUUCAUGAACUCAUAAACUUUCAUUGGAUAAACAUUCACUUUAUGCA
Molecule: messenger RNA, 241 nt
Organism: Meloidogyne enterolobii
Lineage: Eukaryota; Metazoa; Nematoda; Chromadorea; Rhabditida; Meloidogynidae
Source: the annotation of a GenBank genome assembly